CAGCUUCAUUCAUCUACACUCGCUUCAUCUUAAAGAGACAUCUUCCGUCUAAACUGAUCCCGCGACAAAUCCACAGCAAACAAACAGCGAUUUCACCUUGACACAAGUAUGGCGUCGGCUACGAGAAUCAUCCAGAGGCUGAGGAAUUUAUUGUCAGGGCAAGAUCUCCAGUCAAAACUUCAACUUCGCUACACUGAAAUCUCCAAGAGGACUCAGCCUCCACCUAAACUUCCCGUUGGACCGAGCCAUAAAUUUGCCAAUAACUACUACUGUCAGAGAGAUGGACGCAGAGAGUCUGUUCCCCCAACUGUGCUCAUGUCUUCACAGAAGGCCCUGACUGCUGGAAGUGAGGCUUCUGGAAAACCCAAACGUCCUGUUAUUCCUGGGUCGCCCCCGAAGGACCUUCCACUGAGUGUUGACUAGAUUUACAGUUUCAAAUAAAAGAUGUGUAUA
This is a messenger RNA of Carassius carassius (crucian carp), 453 nucleotides long. RefSeq names its product NADH dehydrogenase [ubiquinone] 1 alpha subcomplex subunit 7-like. The transcript is spliced from 4 exons. Bases 109 to 423 code for a protein of 104 amino acids. Gene Ontology annotation, biological process: mitochondrial electron transport, NADH to ubiquinone; ATP synthesis coupled electron transport. The record is from RefSeq and is a predicted model, not a curated record. Lineage: Eukaryota; Metazoa; Chordata; Actinopteri; Cypriniformes; Cyprinidae. Gene Ontology annotation, cellular component: mitochondrial inner membrane.